UCUAGCCUGUCUGGUCGCCACAGCUAUAAAGAGAGGGCUAGUCGCCGUAAAAUGGUGACGCUGGCUACACUAUGCCGCUCACUCCCGGUCUUACUCUUUUCCUCCUCCGAGGCCCAAGCCCUCAGGCCGCCCCUCCCCGGAGAGGACAGGAGAAGAUGUGGAAUUUCCAAAGCUUAUUGGACGCCGGUGGUGUCGCUCUGGGGGGCCGCCGGGCCCGCAGCGGCGAGCACCGCCCCUCUCGGACGGUGAUUGGGCUCGCCUGAGUAGACCCGGGCUGGGAUUGGUGCGAGGAAGGGCCAGAGCCUUCGGGCACCUUGGACCGGAGCGUGGGGAGGCGGUGGCAGCCGAGAAGCCGAACUGCCCAGGGCCUUUUCUGAUAUUGAGCACAAACGUGGGGAAUAUGGCAGAAAACAGGAAACCGCUGCUGGGCUUCGUGGGCAAACUCCCCAGUGGGACCACACUUGGGAACUCAGGCAAGACUCACUGUCCUUUGUGCAUGGGGCUUUUCAAAGCCCCCAGGCUCCUGCCUUGUUUGCACACAGUUUGCACCACCUGUCUGGAGCAGCUGGAACCCUUUUCAGUAGUGGACAUCCGAGGGGGAGACUCUGACACAAGCUCUGAAGGGUCACUAUUCCAGGAACUCAAGCCGCGCACUCUGCAGCCGCAGAUCGGCAUUCUCUGUCCGGUAUGUGAUGCUCAAGUGGACCUGCCCAUGGGUGGAGUGAAGGCUUUAACCAUAGACCACCUGGCCAUGAAUGAUGUGAUGCUGGAGAGUCUGCGUGGGGAAGGCCAGGGCCUGGUGUGUGACCUGUGCAGCGACAGGGAAGUGGAGAAGAGGUGUCAGACCUGCAAAGCCAAUCUCUGCCACUUCUGCUGCCAGGCUCAUAGGCGGCAGAAGAAAACAACUUACCACACCAUGGUGGACCUCAAGGACUUGAAAGGCUGCAGCCGGAUUGGGAAACCCAUCCUGUGUCCUGCUCACCCUGCGGAGGAGCUGAGGCUGUUCUGUGAGCUCUGCGACCGGCCGGUGUGCCGGGACUGCGUGGUCGGGGAGCACCGGGAGCACCCGUGCGACUUCACCAGCAAUGUCAUCCACAAGCACGGGGACUCCGUACGUGAGCUCCUCAAAGGCACCCAGCCCCACGUGCAGGCCCUGGAGGAGGCCCUGGCCCAGAUCAAGGGGACAAACAGUGCCCUGCAGGCGCGGGUGGAGGCUGUGGCCAACGACGUCCGAAGCUUCUCUGAGGGUUACAUCAAGGCCAUUGAGGAGCAUCGGGACAAGCUGCUGCAGCAGCUGGAAGACAUACGGGUCCAGAAGGAAAACUCCCUGCAGCUGCAGAAGGCACAGCUGGAGCAGCUGCUGGAAGACAUGCGGACUGGAGUGGAGUUCACCGAGCACUUGCUGACCAGUGGCUCGGACUUGGAGAUCCUCAUCACCAAGGGGGUGGUCGUGGAACGGCUCACAAAGCUGAACAAAGUGGAAUAUAGUGCCCAUCCCGGGGUGACCGAGAAGAUCGCCUUCUCCCCUAAAGAGAAAGCAGGCCUGUGCCGGGGCUAUGAAGUCUAUGGGGCCAUCAGUACCAAAGAGGUUGAUCCAGCCAAGUGUGUUCUUCAAGGAGAAGAUCUCUACAGAGCCCGCGAGAAACAGACCGCCUCUUUCACCCUGCUUUGUAAGGAUGCAGCAGGAGAGAACAUGGGCAAGGGAGGAGACAACAUCCAAGUCGCAGUAGUCCCCAAAGAUAAGAAAGACAGUCCAGUCAAGACGAUGGUCCACGAUAACAAGGACGGGACAUACUGUGUGUCCUACACCCCCAAGGACCCUGGUGUCUACACUGUGUGGGUGUGUGUCAAGGAGCGGCACGUGCAGGGCUCGCCAUUCACCGUGACCGUGAGGAAAAGGCACCGCUCACACCCAGGCGUGUUUCACUGCUGCACGUUCUGCUCCAGCGGAGGCCAGAAGACUGCUCGCUGCGCGUGCGGAGGCACCAUGCCAGGUGGGUACCUAGGCUGUGGCCACGGACACAAAGGCCAUCCGGGUCGUCCCCACUGGUCUUGCUGUGGGAAGUUUACGGAGAAGUCUGAAUGCACAUGGGCAGGCGGGCAGAGCGCACCGAGGAGUCUACUGAGGACGGUGGCGCUCUGACGGCUUCCUGGGUACAUGGUCACAGCUGCCGCCAGCGUGACUUCAGAUCAUCAGAGGACCCCGACCUUAAUUCCGCAGAAACCUAUAGAAUUAAAUUAAAGGGCCUUAUGUUAUACCCUCGAAUUCAAGUACUUUUUUGUGAGUUACUCACGGAUCGUAUGUGCAGAUGGUUGAGCACCAGAGAAAGCACUACGUUCCUCUUCCCAAUGGGUUGGCAGGGCCCUUUCUCUACCAGGGAGACUCCCUUGGCUUUGAACAUACAUGGCGGUUCCUGUGCCGUUGAUCAUGGGGGUCAUUUAGUUCCUUACUUUUUAAUAUAUAACUCUUUAAUUUCUCCCUGAGCUGCAUGGUAUUUAUUUCCCUCAGAGAGUAAAAACCUCCUUUGAGCGUAUCCACUUUUUGCUAGCACACUUUAAAUGGAUUGUAAUGUGAUAUUGCUGUUAGGGUGGAGGUCCUCCACGUCCCCCCUGCGCCACGUUCAUCACCUACUCCCAGAGCCUAGAAGAUUUACUCUGUGGUCAAGGGCACACACACAGUCAGUUAAGUAAAGGGGAAUGCUGUCGACACAGAACCUGAUACAUUUCUUGCAGAUGGUACUCAUGCCAAGUGAUCCAGAUACCAUGGUCUUCCUCAGUCUCUCAACGCUCUGCCCUUUAGAGAAUCGCCUUCACUUUUGUCUGUAGACCUAGGAAAUUAACUAGGAGCUUUGACUCCUGUGAUGUGCCUGCUUAGCUGAUGAGAAUUCUUGGGAGAGGAAGUACACAGCCCUGAUGCCCCAGCCCUGCCAAGGUCGUCACUGCAUGUAGUUUGUGUGUUCUUCUGGGCCUCUUGACUUUUAUAUAGCAAAAACGCAGCAUGUAUUAAAUAAAAUUCUUGGACUCUGCAUUGUAA
Messenger RNA from Camelus dromedarius (Arabian camel), 3034 nucleotides. It is a transcript of the gene TRIM45, whose product is annotated as tripartite motif containing 45. Gene Ontology annotation, molecular function: ubiquitin protein ligase activity; protein binding; zinc ion binding. The transcript has 7 exons. Lineage: Eukaryota; Metazoa; Chordata; Mammalia; Artiodactyla; Camelidae. Gene Ontology annotation, cellular component: nucleoplasm. Bases 401 to 2143 code for a protein of 580 amino acids. The record is from RefSeq and is a predicted model, not a curated record.